Molecule: messenger RNA, 2460 nt
Organism: Brachypodium distachyon (stiff brome)
Lineage: Eukaryota; Viridiplantae; Streptophyta; Magnoliopsida; Poales; Poaceae
Product: avenin-like b10
Exons: 3
Coding region: 1659-2447 (262 amino acids)
Molecular function (GO): nutrient reservoir activity
Source: RefSeq, a predicted model, not a curated record
CUGACAGACAUUCAGAUAUAGUAGUAGCUGCCUAAAACUAUGCAGCAUAUAUAGUUCUCAAUAAAAAUGAAUAAAUCUUCAGCCUAGUGUAGGAUGCUUGGUCUCACAUCCAUUGAUCCAUCAUGUCAUGAUCGAUUAAUUGAUCAAGUUGACAGGAUGGUAGAAUUAGAUUGUCCAUCCACAACCACUACAACCGUACGUACCAGAUAGCUUUAAAGAGCGUCCAUGCUUGCUGCUCUGAAAAUCUGGCUAUUAAAAAUAGGAGCUACUACCUCCGUUUUUUUUAUACACGGAGUAUAAGAAAAGGUCAUAAAUUUGUCCUGAGUCAAAACUUUCAAAUCCGACCAAGUUUGUAGAGAAAACUACCAACAUCUAUAACUCUAAAUUACUUUUGUUAAAUCUGUCAUUAUAUAUAUUUUCGUAGUAUACUCGUUCGAUAUUGUAGUCCUUAGUAGAUGUUUCGACUUGUUCAAACUUGAACAAGUUUGACUUAGGACAAAGCUAGAAUUUUUUUUAUAUUUAGGAACGUGGGGAGUACUAUUUACUUAGUGAUUCAUUUUCACUUAUUGGUUCAAUUUCAUUCAUGCUUGUCAAAGUGUGCAUUAAUUUCAAUAAAGAAAAAGAAAAGGUUUGUAUGCUAGCUAGCUGAUCCACUCUCAAAACAAAAAUUAGUAGGCAUUCAUCAUCAUCUCUUGAUCCUUAAAUUCUUCCGGAGAUGACGACAUCAAAGAUAAUUCCUGGUUGAUGGAGAUAUAAGAAGAGAGAAGCAAAUAAAUUAAGCCAUAUACACAUGCACGAGUGGUAUGUAAUCUUAAAACAUAGAUAAACGACUCUUGUUUCUAGUAAGCACGGCUGCCCCUACCUACAAUCUACGGAGUACAUUGUUAUUUUCAAGCUAGGGAAAGAAAUUCCAUGUCUCAACGUGGACCUUUUGCACAUUUAAAGGAAAGUAAAUGUGGAAAAGGUCCACGUUGAGACAUGGAUGACUUUAUUUUUCUAGCUUGCAAAUAGCAGUCGAUUGUAGGUAGGGGCGUGUCUUUUUUAACACAAAAUUGACCCUUUUUAUAAGUUCAGCCAGAAUAACGAUAGUCAAAAAAUUCAACUAAUUUUGACCCUUGGCUCAGUGCCAAGGGUUGAAAUUGUAUAGAUAACACUCUUUGGCAUGCCUUUCCUGGCCUUUAUUUUCACCUGAGCAUCAUCACUCACAAGUCACAAGCACGCCGGUUGGUGGAUCAACUUCAUUGGUGCUUAUAUCUUGAUACUGUUGUAAUCACCCAUCUCACUAAUGAAUCCUGAAAUACCAUCACUGGCUACUAGGGGCUUCAAUAGGAAGAAUUAUGGAAAACAAACGUGCAAUCUCGAUCCGUGUUUGACAUGUAAAGGCAAAUAAAAUGACUCAUAUAUAGAUCAAGUACGACGAAGCGGUUUGUUGGCAUGUGCUGCAAAGCUACUUUGAUGAUCGAAAACCCAAGAAUACACUCUUGUAGCUAGUGCCACCUAACACAAGAUACCAAGCGAUCAAGAUUGAGAAGCAUCCAAACCACUUUUAGGAUAAAGAUGAAACGAUGAUGCCAUGCCAUGGACCUUAAAAUAGGGCCACACCAUGUCCCUACUCCAUCAAUCAUAUCAUUCACACAGACUCAAACAAACAAUCCACCAUGAAGACCUUCCUCAUCCUCGCCCUCCUCGCUGUCAUGGCGACCACCGCUAUCGCCACUAUUGCGCGGCAGAAGGACCCAUGCAAGGAGUUCUUCCUGCAGCAGCAGUGCAACCCGAAGAAGAAGAUGCUGCAGCAGGGCAGCUGCCAGGUGAUGCAGCAGCAGUGCUGCCAGGAUCUUGCCCAGAUCGACGUUGCGUCCCGGUGCCAGGCCAUCUGGCAGUACGUGCACUCCAUCAUCGGCACGCAGCAGCAGCAGCAACUGGAGCAGAAACAACAACAGCCGUGGGACGCUACACAGCUCGCUCGCACCCUGCAGGCGAUGUGCAACGAAGUGAACAUCCCACCCUACUGCAUCCAAGAAGAGCUCUUGUUUUACAAAGCUACUUUGAUACCUACAAAUGGCAAUCAUCCUUCACAUAAAUACAAACAGAAACAUCAAGCGCUCCGAGCAGUAUCCGGCACCAAUCCCACCAUGAAGACCUUUCUCAUCCUCUCCCUCCUCACCAUCGCCGUGGCAACCACCGCCACCGGGCAGCUGGAGCUGACCAAGUGCGAAGAGUUUCUCCUGCAGCGGUGCACCCCGGCGACAUCAUACCAGGGCAGCUGCCAGGCGUUGCAGGAUCGGUGCUGCCAGCAGCUGGCCGUGGUCGUGCCCUGGCAGUGCGGCGCCAUUGCGGACGCCGUGCACCGCGUCAUCAUGCAUCAGCGGGAGCAGAAGCAGCAGCCAUGGGAUGGUAAACAGCUAACUCAGACCCUGAAGACCAUCUGCAACGUGGAGUGCGAAUAAACAGGAUCAAGCU